GCCCCCCGCCGCGCGCUCCGCGGGCGCCUGCGACGCCCCGCCUCUGGCUCGGGUGCGGGAGCGGGGCCUGCCCGGACUGCGACGCCGCCACAGCUUGGGGCCAGUUCGCCCAGUCAGGGGGAUGGCUCGGUCGGCCUCGGGGGUCGACGAUCCCCCCGGUAGGCGACGUGCCCUGUCCAGGCCUCACUUCCCGCGUCCGCAAAACGGGGUGGAGAACGCAGCCUAAGGCAGAGCCGCGCCAAGGUCCCUCGCUGUCGCCGGGCUCUGGCAGCCUGACCGGGCCUGGGGUCCGAGCGUGCCCGUGGGCCUGCGGGGGUCGCCGCGAUGGACUCGCUGGCAGCGCCCCAGGACCGCCUGGUGGAGCAGCUGCUGUCGCCGCGGACCCAGGCCCAGAGGCGGCUCAAGGUGCGUGUGUGGAGAGGGCGGAACGUGGGUCUGUGACCCCGCGGGCUCCGGGACUCGGCAUGGGGUCCCCGUCCCCGCGCGUCACGGCCCGCCAGCGUCUAGGCUCAGCCCUUCCCUCCGCAGCGGCCUCGCAGGUCCGCGGCCCCACGGUGGGGCGACGUGCCCUGUCCAGGCCUCACCUCACGCGAUUCCAAAACGCGGCGGAGAAUGCGGCCGUGGGACCCCUCCAGGGGCCCCAAGGGUCUGCGGGGGCUGGGCGCCUGGGCGCGCGGGCGGGGGAGGCUCGGUGCCGCGGUCUAUAAAUAGGCGCUGCUCCGCCACCGCCGCUGCCGCCACCCCCGCGGCUGGAUCCGGGCCAGGUGGGGCCUCCCGCCCCCUGGCACUCUCCGGAGGGGACAUUGACAAGCAGUACGUGGGCUUCGCCACACUGCCCAACCAGGUGCACCGCAAGUCGGUGAAGAAAGGCUUUGACUUCACACUCAUGGUGGCUGGUGAGUCAGGCCUGGGGAAGUCCACACUGGUCCACAGCCUCUUCCUGACAGACUUGUAUAAGGACCGGAAGCUGCUCAGUGCUGAGGAGCGCAUCAGCCAGACGGUAGAGAUUCUAAAACACACGGUGGACAUUGAGGAGAAGGGAGUCAAGCUGAAGCUCACCAUCGUGGACACGCCGGGAUUCGGGGACGCUGUCAACAACACCGAGUGCUGGAAGCCCAUCACCGACUAUGUGGACCAGCAGUUUGAGCAGUACUUCCGUGAUGAGAGCGGCCUCAACCGAAAGAACAUCCAAGACAACCGAGUGCACUGCUGCCUGUACUUCAUCUCCCCCUUCGGGCAUGGGCUGCGGCCAGUGGAUGUGGGUUUCAUGAAGGCAUUGCAUGAGAAGGUCAACAUCGUGCCUCUCAUCGCCAAAGCUGACUGUCUUGUCCCCAGUGAGAUCCGGAAGCUGAAGGAGCGGAUCCGGGAGGAGAUUGACAAGUUUGGGAUCCAUGUAUACCAGUUCCCUGAGUGUGACUCGGACGAGGAUGAGGACUUCAAGCAGCAGGACCGGGAACUGAAGGAGAGCGCGCCCUUCGCCGUUAUAGGCAGCAACACGGUGGUGGAGGCCAAGGGGCAGCGGGUCCGGGGCCGACUGUACCCCUGGGGGAUCGUGGAGGUGGAGAACCAGGCGCACUGCGACUUCGUGAAGCUGCGCAACAUGCUCAUCCGCACGCAUAUGCACGACCUCAAGGACGUGACGUGCGACGUGCACUACGAGAACUACCGCGCGCACUGCAUCCAGCAGAUGACCAGCAAACUGACCCAGGACAGCCGCAUGGAGAGCCCCAUCCCGAUCCUGCCGCUGCCCACCCCGGACGCCGAGACUGAGAAGCUUAUCAGGAUGAAGGAUGAGGAACUGAGGCGCAUGCAGGAGAUGCUGCAGAGGAUGAAGCAGCAGAUGCAGGACCAGUGACGCUCGCCGCGGACACACCGUCCGUCUCCGGGACGCCCUCGCACCCCUGGACCCCAGACCGGACUGUUCCCGACCCGGAGACGCGGGGCCACAGCCCCCAGCUGACCCUAAUUUAUUCUCAGCACCACCCCCUCCCAGGUCAUUGUGUCUGCUUCCGAGGGGCCUGGACCGUAGCCCCCGCCCAGCUGGCCCUCUCUGACCUUGGGGGAUCAGGAGCGAAGUUGGGCGGGACUUCAGAGAUCCGCCUCCCUUGCCUUUCCCCCGCCCCCGGACGGUCACAGCACCCAAACCGCAGGCCCUGCUCUGGCAGGCAGGCAAAGCUAGGCAGAAGAGGAUUCCCAGGAUCCUGGGUCUGUUCCUUGCCCCAGUGCUGCAGAACGGACUUGGGAGCCCUCCUUUGCCUGCUCCCGCGGGUCACCCAGCGAGUGCUGAGGCCCUAUUUUCUGUCGAGGCGGGCCGAGUCUUCUCUUAUCCUCAGACGCCUAGCGGGCAGGGUUGGGCUGAAUCAAAUGGGAGCCCUCCAGACAUAAGGAGGCCAGAGGCUGCAAGGAGCGGGGCCGUGACCGCUUACACCCCUUCUCCACAGCCCGGCCCGACCUGGAGGGCCCCCGGGGCACUGGGCGGUGAGCCACCUCCUGGCAACUCUCGGUGCGGUCCCCUGCCCUCACUCGAGGCCUCUUCUCCCCAGCACCGCUGUGGUGUGCCGGGAUCCUGAGCCUCGGCCUCCCGAUCUUCCCACCCGCAUGAUCCCUUCCCGCCACACGAUGCUCCGUUUUGUUCCGUUGUGAAUGCCGCGUCCUGUCCUGGUGACAGGAGAACAAUGUUGGUGAACGUC
This is a messenger RNA of Pan troglodytes (chimpanzee), 2690 nucleotides long. It is a transcript of the gene SEPTIN5, whose product is annotated as septin 5. NCBI's taxonomy places the organism in Eukaryota, Metazoa, Chordata, Mammalia, Primates, Hominidae. The record is from RefSeq and is a predicted model, not a curated record. The coding region runs from base 887 to 1855 and encodes 322 amino acids. Gene Ontology annotation, molecular function: GTP binding. The transcript has 11 exons.